Messenger RNA from Plenodomus lingam JN3, 159 nucleotides. Lineage: Eukaryota; Fungi; Ascomycota; Dothideomycetes; Pleosporales; Leptosphaeriaceae. The record is from RefSeq and is a predicted model, not a curated record.
AUGAAGAAUAUAUUCAAUGAAUUUGAUAAGGAGAAUACAUACGACCAUAGGACACUGAAAACUAGGCUUCCCGUCCGCUCAGCCAUAUAUAAGCAGUGUACCGGCGGAUUAGUAGUUAGGUGGGUGACCACUAGCGAAUCCCCGCUGUUAAACAAGUAA